AUGGCGCUGGUGCGCUUCUACAAUCUCGUGCUGGAGCAAAUCGGUGGUGACACUGAUUUCGAAGGCCGCUACGACCAGCAUCGUCUACUGCAUGCCGGGAAAGUUAAUGACUCCCUGAAGGCGGAGGCUCCCGAGAAAUCUGAGCUGGCCUUCAGGCGAUAUGCUAAAGCCAAAGAGCUUUUCGAACGGAAAGUGCCACGGGUCCUGUCCAAGAAUGGGAUCAUCGUGGGAUUUGAUUUUGAACUACGCUCCGGCCACUUGGUUGUGUCCCAGGAUCCGCUGCUUGAGUGGCAGCUGCGUGUCCGGAGCGAGCAGAACUGGGGCACUAGCGCGCAGCAGGUGGGAACCACGCUGGCGGAGAUAGCGACCUACAGCGUGUUCUACUCAGAUGAUGAAACCAUUCUGGACUCGGUGCCCGUUUGGCCGGAGGACAGGAAAGGUGAUGCGAAGCUGGUGGGAGGCUUCAGCACGCUGGUGCGCGAAUUGACAAAGGGCCUGAACGUGCGUCUCAAUGCUGCGGUCAGCUCCAUCUCACUGGAGGAUGCCGUGGCUGUGCAUACAGUCUCUGGCGCCACAUAUCAAGGCGCUGCUGUCAUCGUGACAGUGCCCCUGGGCGUUUUGCAGCAGAAGCUGCGCUUCCAACCACCGCUACCCAAAGAUUGGUACGCUUCUUUGCAGCGUCUUCAGAUGGGGGACGUGGCCAAACUCUUCAUCAAGUUCAAGGGAGGACUCUCCCCAAUCAGCAGUGAUACCUACUUGCUCUCACAAGUUGUAUCGCACACAUCCCGCAACCUGCUGUACUACUGCAUUCGUGAGGUUUCUGCAUCGAUGAUGUCUCCAUCAGUGACUUUGACUUGCCUACUGUCUGGUCCAUCCUUCGAAGAGGCAAUGCAGCUGAAGCAGACUGGCAAAGAGGCCUUGCUAAAUCGCGUUGUGGCAGAGCUGUCGCAGAUGUAUCCGCAGAUGCAGCCGUCAGCUGUAUCCGCAGUCCAGAUGAGAUCGUUUUCGUGGAACCCCUUUGUGCUGGGAUCCUGGACCUCUGGCAAGGUAGGCUCCAGCAGCCAAGAUUUCAGCAUUUUCGAGCCGCGUCCACGCUUGGCAUUUGCGGGCGAGCACACCUGUCGCUUGAUGUACGGUACUGUUCAGGCCGCAGCAGUUUCAGGAGCGCGAUCUGCACACGAGGUACUGGCAGCCGGAGUGGGAAAGUUAGCCCCAAACAGCUGGCCUUUCUUCAGGAAGGAUCUGUACACGCUCUGUGAUGAGCUGGCUCCAGGCGCAAAUGAGCAUUGCGGACUCUCUUGCCAAGAUCAAUGGCGUGCGGACUUGGUGGCGAGCCUGUUUCAGAGCUGGCGAGGCAUGACGAAGAAGGCACGCCGCUGUUGGAGCAGGUUGGGAUGGAGGCCCCUUUCCUGGGCUGGCCAAGCCAGGAAGCCAACCACGAGCAACAAGGACUGGAAGGAGCUCAGCUUUGCAGCACGAGCGGCAGCCACUUGCUUGGGGUUCACGACGCAGUCCUGGGAAGCAUCUGGGCUGCCGUGCAUGAAGAAGAAGCCGUCCGUCUAG
Molecule: messenger RNA, 1563 nt
Organism: Symbiodinium pilosum
Lineage: Eukaryota; Dinophyceae; Suessiales; Symbiodiniaceae
Source: the annotation of a GenBank genome assembly